This is a messenger RNA of Metarhizium robertsii ARSEF 23, 753 nucleotides long. RefSeq names its product dynactin subunit p25. The transcript has a single exon. NCBI's taxonomy places the organism in Eukaryota, Fungi, Ascomycota, Sordariomycetes, Hypocreales, Clavicipitaceae. The record is from RefSeq and is a predicted model, not a curated record. The coding region runs from base 1 to 753 and encodes 250 amino acids.
AUGGACCUCGCACUCACGACCCACUCGACUGUCACCGUCCCCUUCAACACCAAGCCGCACACAAUCUCCAUCAUCAACGCCGUCACGCCCGUCGACAACCCACCAUGUCGCGCCGCCCAGCAAAAGGCGACUACAUCGAAACCGUACCUCGCCCUCCCUACCCCCCCCCCCCUCCCACAAUCCCCAACUAACUCCCCCGCCUCCGCACAGGACACGGGCAACAAGGUCGCCCGCAAGGCCAUCCUCGUGGGCACGCAAAACAUCAUGCUCGGCGGCAAGACAGUCAUCCAGCCCGAGGUCAUGAUCCGCGGCGACCUGGUGCGCACCGCGCCCUCGUCAUCCUCGGCGCCCACGAGCUCCACCGCCGUCGCCAUCGGCCGCUACUGCUUCCUCUCGCGCGGCGUGCUCCUCCGGCCCCCCGGCCGCCUUUACAAGGGCGUCUACACCUACAUGCCCCUCCGGCUGGGCGACCACGUCUUUGUCGGCCAAAACACCGUCGUCCAGGCCGCCACCGUCGGCAACCACGUGUCCAUCGGCCGCGACUGCGCCGUCAACGAGUUCGCCAUUGUCAAGGACUACGUCAAGAUCCUCGACGGCAGCGUCGUGCCCUCUUCCAUGGUCAUCCCUAGCUUCUCCGUCGUCGCCGGCCGCCCGGCCAGAGUCGUCGGCGAGCUGCCCGAGGGCGCCUUGGACGACUUUGAGCUGCGCGACAUGUACAAGACUGUUGGGAACAAUCCGCAGCCGGCUGCGUAG